Molecule: messenger RNA, 2109 nt
Organism: Camarhynchus parvulus
Lineage: Eukaryota; Metazoa; Chordata; Aves; Passeriformes; Thraupidae
Gene: HPSE
Product: heparanase
Cellular component (GO): membrane; extracellular matrix
Molecular function (GO): hydrolase activity, acting on glycosyl bonds
Source: RefSeq, a predicted model, not a curated record
AUGCUCUUGGAGCUCUUCCAGAGGGUGAGGAAGCUCCUGCUCACGCCAGAGCCGCUCUUCCCGGCGGGGAGUAGCGCUGGAGCUCCGGGCCCGCCCUCCGAGCUCCUCGGGGGUGGUGCCGGCGGUGUCGGCGCGGCGGGCCAGGAGCGGAUGCUGCUGCCUCUGCUGCUGCCUCUGCUGCUGCUGCUGCCGCCGGCACUGGCCGAGGGGAACCGAGCGGCGAAGCUGCGGCUGGGGCUCCGGGACAGCCCCCGAGGGGAGGUGAGCCCGGCUUUCCUCUCCCUCACCCUGGAUGCCAGCCUCGCCCGGGACCCGCGCUAUGUCGCCCUGCUCAGCAAUUCCAAGCUGCGUGUCCUAGCAACGGCCCUGUCCCCAGGUUUCCUGAGGUUUGGUGGCACUGAGACAGACUUUCUUAUCUUUGAUCCCAACAAGGAUUCAACCUCAGAAGAAAAAAUCCUCUGGGAAUUUCAGGCACAGCAAGAGGCUUGUGGCUCAAGGCCUGCAUUUGCUGCUGUUGAGAAGGUGCUGCUGGCUCAAUGGCCCAGGCAGGAGAAGCUGAUUCUUGCCGAACAGAACCGGAAAAAGCACAAAAACACCACCAUUACAAAAAAUACACUGGAUAUUCUCUACAGCUUUGCAAACUGCUCAGGGUUUCACCUGAUCUUUGGACUCAAUGCCUUGCUGCGGAAAGGUGGCUUGCAGUGGGACAGCUCAAACGCCCAGGCACUGCUGGACUACUGUGCUUCCCAGAGGUACAACAUCUCCUGGGAACUCGGGAAUGAGCCCAACAGCUUCAGGAAGAAAUCUGGCAUCCACAUUGAUGGCUUCCAGCUGGGGCAAGAUUUUAUUCACUUACGCCAACUGCUGAAUAACUAUGCCCUCUAUCAGCAUGCCAAGCUCUACGGCCCUGACGUUGGGCAGCCCCGAAAGCACACGCGGAGGCUGCUCAGAAGCUUCCUGAAAUCGGGAGGGAAGGUGAUUGACUCUGUCACAUGGCACCAUUACUAUGUGAAUGGACAGAGUGCAACAAGGGGGGAUUUCUUGAGCCCUGAAGUGUUGGACACCUUUGCCACAGCCAUAUAUGAAGUCCUGGAGAUUGUUGGUCAGACUGUGCCGGACAAGAAGGUGUGGCUGGGAGAGACGAGCUCUGCCUAUGGAGGAGGAGCUCCCAGACUGUCUAACACUUAUGUUGCCGGUUUUAUGUGGCUGGACAAACUCGGGCUUUCAGCCAGGCAGGGGAUUGAUGUGGUAAUGAGACAGGUUUUCUUUGGGGCAGGGACCUAUCACCUGGUGGACGCCAGCUUUGAGCCUUUGCCGGACUACUGGCUCUCACUGCUCUACAAGAAGCUGGUGGGUACCAAGGUGCUGCAGGUCAGCCUGGCAGGAGCCAACAAGAGGAAGCUCCGUGUCUACCUCCACUGCACAAGCAGCCUCAACCCAAAGUACAGAGAAGGGGAUGUGACACUGUUUGCUUUAAACCUCUACAACGUCACCCAACAUUUGGAGCUACCAGAUUACCUAUUGAGCAAGCAUGUGGAUCAGUACCUCUUACUUCCUCAUGGCAAAGAGAAUAUUCUUUCCAGGUCUAUUGAGCUGAACGGCCGUGUGCUACGGAUGCUGGAUGAUGAAACACUGCCAGAGCUUGUGGAAAAGCCCCUUGGUCCUGGCAGACCGCUUGGCCUUCCAGCCUUCUCCUACGGCUUUUAUGUUAUCAAAAAUGCCAAAGCUAUUGCGUGCAUUUAAGUGGUCAACACACACACUCAGGAUAAAUGUAAAGCAUUUGCCUAGUAGGAAAUUAUAAUUCUAGAAAUUCACAUUUCUACCACAGGAUUUAAUUCUGGUAAGGGAUGCAAAUGUUGCAGCACUAGCACAACUGUUAGCUGGGGAAGACUGAGGUCCCACUGGGUAACUGGUACAAGGAGGAUUCCAGGAGAAUUAUCCAGGUAGAACAAGACCAGGCAGGUGCUGGUUUUGCUCUUGAUCUAGCCUGUCACUGUCCUUGAGCGUGGAACCCUUCUCCACAUCAUGCAGGGAGAUUCUCACACUACCUGGGGCUCUGCCUACCCAGGCAUUGCAACCUCCCCUCUCCCUCUCCGUUCUGCAAGCACA